UAUUCCAGGGAGCCCGGGAGCUUCUGAGCGAGUCUGACUCCAGUUCCUCAGCCUUUUUCUCGGACUGCUCCCUAACCCGGCGGGGCCGCGCAAAGUGAAAAUGGUCCACCAUUCUGGCUCGAUUCAGUCCUUUAAGCAGCAAAAAGGUAUGAAUGUAAGCAAGAGUGAAAUGGCAAAAGAAACUUCACUAAAACCAUCUCGGAGAUCCCUGCCUUGCCUUGUUCAGAGUUACACUUACUCGAAGAGCUUGAGCCAAUCUACAUCACUCUUCCAGUCACUAGAGAGUGAAUGUCAGGCUCCCACUUCUGUAACCUCUGUCUCUGCCAGCAAAACAGAACAAGUUAACACAGACGAUAAUAAAAAAGACUCUAUGCUCACAUGUUCUUUUGCUGACCUCAGCAAUUUUUGCUUGGCUCUGGGAAGAGAUAAGGAUUACAUGGAUGAAUCAGAACAUGCUAAUUAUGACCGAUCUCGGCUCAUUACCAGCUCUGUUUUCAAAGAUAAAUCUGACUCCAAGCCAAAAGUAUUGUCUAAGAUCAGCAUGGAGAGGACUGGAGGCAAUGGGUCACGGCUAAAAAGCAAAAGGGCAUACCUUGGGGAUUGCAGUUAUUCUACAACUAAUGACAUGAAUUACAUAGCAUCCGGUGGCCUUCUAUUCAAAGAUGGCAAAAAGAGGAUUGAUUACAUCCUGGUUUAUAGAAAGUCAAAUAUACAAUAUGACAAAAGAAAAAUCUUUGAAAAGAACCUCAGAGCAGAAGGCUUGAUGUUGGAGAAGGAGCCAGCUGUUGCAAACCCUGAUAUCAUGUUUAUUAAAAUUCACAUUCCAUGGGAAACGCUGUGCAUAUAUGCAGAGAGGCUGAAUAUCAGGAUGCCCUUCAGGAAAAAAUGCUAUUACACUGACCGGAGGAGCAAAUCAAUGGGCAGAGUUAAAAAGAAUUUUAUGAAAGUCAAAAAGUGGAUGCCCAAUAAUCCAAUGGUUAUUGACAAGUCUGCUCUUCCAGACCUGCAGGACACAGAUUGUUAUACUGGUCCCUUCAGUCGUGCACGGAUUCACCACUUCAUAAUAAACAACAAGGACACCUUCUUCAGCAAUGCAACCCGAAGCAGGAUAGUCUAUCAUGUUCUACAGCGCACCAAAUAUGAAAACGGAGUAUCAAAAGUGGGUAUCUGUAAACUUAUAAACAAUGGAUCAUAUGAAGCAGCGUUCCCCCCACAUGAGGGAGCCUACAAGAGUACACAGCCUAUCAAAACCCAUGGACCUCAGAAUAAUAGACAUCUAUUAUACGAGCGCUGGGCACGUUGGGGAAUGUGGUACAAGCAUCAGCCCCUGGAUUUAAUCAGGCGAUAUUUUGGUGAGAAGAUUGGGCUCUACUUUGCUUGGCUGGGAUGGUAUACUGGAAUGCUGAUUCCUGCAGCAUUUGUUGGUGUGUGUGUUUUCUUUUAUGGAUUAUUUACAAUGAACACAAGUCAAGUAAGCCAAGAAAUUUGUGCAGCCACUGAAGUCUUCAUGUGCCCUCUGUGUGACAAGAAUUGCUCAUUGCAGAGACUCAACGAUAGCUGUAUCUAUGCCAAGGUGACAUAUUUGUUCGAUAAUGGAGGGACAGUCUUCUUUGCUAUUUUUAUGGCAAUAUGGGGUAUGGAAAAAGCUCAGCCUUUGGAUCUGGAUUUGAAUUCCAGCCAAGUGACUUCCUCAGCCACAGUCUUCCUGGAGUUUUGGAAAAGGAGAAGAAGUAUACUGACCUAUGCUUGGGACCUGAUCGAAUGGGAAGAAGAAGAGGAAACACUUCGCCCCCAGUUUGAAGCAAAGUAUUACAAGAUGGAGAGAGUGAAUCCUAUCACAGGAAAACCUGAGCCACAUCAACCCUUUUCAGACAAAAUCACUCGUCUUCUUGUCUCUGUCUCAGGAAUAUUCUUCAUGAUUUCUUUGGUGAUCACUGCAGUGUUUGCAGUUGUGGUGUAUCGCCUGGUCGUCAUGGAACAGUUUGCUUCAUUCAAGUGGAGUUUCAUCAAACAACACUGGCAGUUUGCAACGUCUGCUGCUGGUGUCUGUAUCAAUUUCAUAAUCAUUAUGAUUCUGAACCUUGCUUAUGAAAAAAUUGCUUACUUUCUCACUAAUUUAGAAUAUCCACGAACGGAAUCCGAAUGGGAAAACAGCUUUGCCCUAAAGAUGUUCCUCUUCCAGUUUGUCAAUUUAAACAGUUCCAUCUUCUACAUUGCUUUCUUUUUGGGGAGAUUUGUAGGCCAUCCAGGACAUUACAAUAAACUUUUUAACCGCUGGAGACUGGAAGAAUGUCAUCCUAGUGGCUGUUUAAUAGACCUCUGUCUGCAGAUGGGUGUUAUCAUGUUUUUGAAGCAAAUAUGGAAUAACUUCAUGGAACUGGGAUACCCGCUGAUCCAGAACUGGUGGUCACGGCAUAAAAUCAAACGAGGAGUACACGAUGCUUCGAUACCUCAGUGGGAAAAUGAUUGGAAUCUACAGCCCAUGAAUAUCCAUGGACUGAUGGAUGAGUACUUAGAAAUGGUUCUGCAGUUUGGUUUUACCACCAUCUUUGUUGCGGCAUUUCCUCUGGCCCCUCUUUUGGCUUUGUUAAACAAUAUCAUAGAAAUAAGGCUGGAUGCAUACAAAUUUGUCACCCAGUGGCGGAGGCCUCUGCCAGCCCGAGCGACUGAUAUAGGUAUCUGGUAUGGAAUUCUUGAAGGAAUUGGCAUAUUGGCCGUGAUCACCAAUGCGUUUGUAAUUGCUAUUACAUCUGAUUUCAUUCCACGUUUAGUCUAUGAGUACAAAUAUGGCCCUUGUGCACAUGAAUCAAAAAAUACUGUCAGUUGCUUAAAAGGAUAUGUCAACAAUAGCCUAUCCUUCUUUGACAUGAAUGUACUUCGUAUGGGAAAACUUGGUUAUUGCAGGUACCGAGACUACAGAAACCCCCCGUGGAGUUCCAAACCCUAUGAGUUCACCUUACAAUACUGGCACAUCCUCGCUGCCCGUUUGGCCUUCAUCAUCGUAUUUGAGCACCUUGUUUUUGCCAUCAAGUCCUUCAUCGCAUUCCUGAUUCCAGACAUACCAAAGGACCUAAAUGACCGAAUAAGACGGGAGAAGUACUUAGUCCAAGAAAUGAUGUAUGAGGCUGAACUAGAACAUUUGCAACAACAACGGAGAAAAAGCGGUCAACCAGUUCACUAUGAAUGGCCUUAGUUAAUACCUGUUUCUCAGUAGAGGUGGCACCGUUAGUGGGAAGGAAUGUUGGCAAUUUCAAAUUCUAGGCAGGAUCUAGAAGGAAGGCACACCUGGCAAACCAUAUUUAUAAUAUGUUACUUGGAAAUGCAUCACAGCCAUUUCUGGGAUUUGGAAUAUCCAGCUUUCCAGGGAAGAAAAAGAUGAGUCAUAACCUGAAAAACUGGUGAGUUUGACAUUGCCAGAAGCCAAGAUCCAAUUCUCAGAACCAGCCCCAAGGAGUCAUGUGUUUGGAGAACUCCACCUUCCAUCGGCUGCAGUGUAAUAGGAAGGGGGAUGGUGAGGUUUCUAGAGAUGAGUUCCAUGUAAAUGUUCACCACCCAGGCAUGACUUAAAGCAUCAUGUGGUCUUCACUCGAAUACUAAUCUGACUUCUAAAUCUUCGAUGCUUACAAGAAAUGAUGUAAUCAGUUAUUGCCUUUGCUGCCAGAAUGCCAUAUCCCUUCAGCUUACAAGCUUGUAGAAAUUGUCCUUGUCUGUUGCUGAGAUUUUGGAUCUGUGCCACAGAGGAAUUUAUGCUGCUUUUCUUUAUCAACUAUGCAGUUGAAGAGUUGCAUAUCACCUUUAGUAUUUAAACCAAAAAUCUAAGAUCCCAAAAAGAAUACCAUUCAUUGAAAUAAGAUUCUAUUGCAUUGGCUACAUACAAAUCACUUUUAUCACUGCCAGAGCCAGUUGAAAUGCACAUUUUUAAACUAAAUGCUAACAGAGUCAUAUACUUAUAAAAUAUGAGUGGUUGUUCUCAUGUCAUUUAAACACAACUAACCCAUACUUUACUGUGGCAUGCUGUUUUAUUGUAUGUUUAACUUUUUCCUCUUUGAUUUUUUGCAGCUCCUCACAGAACCUUAACUUGAAAUUCUGUAAAUAUUUUGGUUUUUCUUAUACUUUUGCACCUUGACAGUAUGUAAUGCAAGCUACAGUGUAUGGCGCUCUGAGACCAGUUAUACAGUAUUCUAUUGUGUCUUGUUUAUUCCGGGAAAGAGAAGCCAGAUGCUUCACAGCAGUUAUGCUUUUCCAACAACAUGCAGUCUUGCUCUUGAGCUAAUGAAAACAAUGCAUGAAUAUAGAUCUAUAUUAUCUAUAGAGAAAUGCAUUCUUUAGAGUUUUACGUUCUUCUUCAUCACUGAAGACAGUGUUCUGUUAUUAUUUCUUUGAUAGAUUGAUUUGGUUCAUUUUUGAAAACUAUAGAAACAAAGCCAACUUAGUUGUGAAAAACAUCAUUUUGAUUUGUUGUAGACACAGAAAAGUAACAAAAUUUAUUCUGGUUUGGGCUCUUAUUUCAAUGUCAACUCUGUAUCUAUGAGAGUCACUGUUCCUAGACUGAUGAACAGGGAGUGAUGGGGCAUUCAACUAAAGCAAGUCAGGUGGAGGCAUCAGCUAAGGGGAUAGGGUGGGGAGAAAGAAGAGUGAAGGGAAUGUCUGGCAGAAAUCAAGACACAUAUCCUUAUAAAACUAAUCCCAGUUUCCCCUCCCCUGGGUGAGCAGGAAUGGGGAUGGCGAAUACACGGACAUAGGAUCACACACACACACACACACACACACACACACACACACACACACACACGACAAAUGAUUAUUUUGUCCAGUUCUGCAAAGCACAGUGAUUUCCAAAAUAUGUAAAGACCAGAUUAAACACAAUGGAAAUAAAACUACUUUGUGUAUCUGCUAGUAUUUUUCAUACUAGAAAAAAUGAUUUUUAGAGGUCUAGCAUUGAAACUGUUUUGUUGAUUUUUCUUUCCCUCCAGGGUAAAGCUUAUAGAUUAUAGUUUUGUGUUUAUUUGUCUGUUUUUGUCAAAAAUAUUCCAUUUCCUACUUGUUCUCUGAUCCUAAGCAAGAUGAAGGACCUCAGACUCAAUUUGCCUCACAUGCCCUUAUCAUGUGUGACUCUUCCAUUCAAAUUUCAGAGAGGUUCUUAUUCUGCCACACGUUUUUUAAAACAACUAAUUCCACGAACUCCACAAAGGAGUUUUCAGUACCUCCAUUUUCAUAGCAUCUGCAUUUCCUUUUUUUUUUUUUUUUGUUAGUUAAUUGUGUACACUUGCCUGGGUAUAAAUACUGUCUAUGCCUUUUGAAGACACAGAUGAAUAUAAUACUUAAGUCUUUUCCACAUUAGGGACACAAGACUAAGAAAUCUGUCUACUGAGAGAAAGAACAAUGAAAGCCAAGCCAUGUCCUUGAGAAUUCUUCUGUUUCUGAGUUAUUUUUACAUUGCCCCUUCAGGGUUUACAAUCACAUUGAUUGCCUACCUGAGAUAAAAUAAUGACAAGAGAAAGCUAUUUUUAAUGAAAAAUUUAUAAAACUUUGAUUUAGAAAAUUCCUUCUCUGUUAUUUUUUAAGCAGAUGUGAAAAAUAGAGAAGCAAUGAAAAAUUAACUGAAAUUUUCAUUUUGUGAAUCAGUGCAGUAGAAUAUAGCAAAGAUUUUAUGACUGUUGACAGUAAAAUAUUGGCAGCCCUUUACAGUAUGUUAGUUUUAGAUCACUCUGCUUUAGUUGAGAAAAAUGUUUUAUAUCAUGGUUUUCAUAUGAAUACAAAUGAUUUCUCAAAGAUAUAUAGCAUAUGCUAUUCUCAGGAAUUCUGUAUUACAUGAAUGCUGCUUAUAUAUUUUCAUAUUCUAAAGUAUUGUCUUUUCAAACAGUAUCUAAUAAUAUAUGUGCAUGCAGUCUUCAAUUUAACAAGUUGUUCAAUCUGAAGAGCUUUUGCAGUACAGUGUGUGGGAAAUUGCUCUAGAUCGUAGCUGAAAUAGUUUGUAAUUGUCUGAGUCUGUGCACGCACUUUUGGAUAAAAUGCUGCUGCUGACAGACUGACUGCAUGAUGACGUACAACUUUUGAAUGCUGCACAUUCAUCCAAAAUGUCUUAGUGACUCUUAGCACAAUUUAUUGUAAGAUGGAAUGGAACUGAACCUUUUUCACUCAAUAAAAUAUUGUUUGAUAUGGUAUUUUUCAUAU
Choloepus didactylus (southern two-toed sloth) is the source of this 6174-nucleotide messenger RNA. It is a transcript of the gene ANO3, whose product is annotated as anoctamin 3. The coding region runs from base 101 to 3193 and encodes 1030 amino acids. Gene Ontology annotation, cellular component: plasma membrane. Gene Ontology annotation, biological process: chloride transmembrane transport. The transcript has 29 exons. Gene Ontology annotation, molecular function: chloride channel activity; protein dimerization activity. NCBI's taxonomy places the organism in Eukaryota, Metazoa, Chordata, Mammalia, Pilosa, Megalonychidae. The record is from RefSeq and is a predicted model, not a curated record.